Candidula unifasciata is the source of this 1287-nucleotide messenger RNA. The record is from the annotation of a GenBank genome assembly. NCBI's taxonomy places the organism in Eukaryota, Metazoa, Mollusca, Gastropoda, Stylommatophora, Geomitridae.
AUGUCUUCUUUAGAGGAUAGAUCAAUUUGGGAUGACGGCGAAGAAUCCCUUGGAGAAGAGGUUCUGCGUAUGCCGACAGAUGAUAUUAUUGGGAGAACUCGUUUGCUUGACAAUGAAAUUAAGAUUAUGAAGUCAGAAAUUAUGAGAAUUUCCCAUGAGCUUCAAGCUCAGAAAGAAAAAAUCAAGGAAAAUACGGAGAAGAUCAAAGUCAACAAGACACUGCCAUAUUUGGUUUCUAAUGUCAUUGAGUUGCUGGAUGUUGACCCUCAAGAUCAAGGCGAAGAAGAUGGAGCAAAUAUAGAUCUUGAUUCUCAGAGGAAAGGGAAGUGUGCGGUGAUCAAGACAUCCACUCGACAGACCUACUUUUUGCCAGUUAUAGGACUUGUGGAUGCUGAAAAGUUGAAGCCAGGUGAUUUAGUGGGAGUUAAUAAGGACUCAUAUCUGAUACUGGAAACACUGCCUGCUGAGUAUGAUUCCCGUGUGAAAGCCAUGGAAGUUGAUGAGAGGCCUACUGAACAGUAUGCAGAUAUUGGAGGUUUGGAUAAACAGAUACAAGAGUUGAUAGAGGCAGUUGUCUUACCAAUGACCCACAAAGAACGGUUUGAAGCUUUGGGCAUACAGCCACCUAAAGGUGUGUUGUUAUAUGGUGCUCCAGGAACUGGAAAGACACUUCUUGCCAGAGCGUGCGCUGCACAGACAAAAUCAACUUUCCUCAAACUUGCUGGGCCACAGCUGGUUCAGAUGUUCAUUGGUGACGGUGCUAAACUUGUCAGAGACGCCUUCGCCUUGGCCAAGGAGAAACAGCCAGCGAUUAUCUUCAUUGAUGAAUUGGAUGCUAUUGGCACCAAAAGAUUUGACAGUGAGAAGGCAGGAGACCGUGAGGUACAGAGGACCAUGUUGGAGCUUCUCAAUCAGAUGGAUGGAUUCCAACCAAAUUCCAUGAUUAAGGUUAUUGCAGCCACCAACAGGGUUGAUAUUCUGGAUCCUGCUCUCCUGAGAUCUGGCCGACUUGACAGAAAGAUUGAAUUUCCCCAGCCCAAUGAAGAAGCCAGGGCUCGCAUUUUGCAGAUUCACUCCAGGAAAAUGAAUGUCAACAAAGAUGUCAAUUUUGAGGAGCUAGCACGAUGCACUGAUGACUUUAAUGGUGCCCAGCUAAAAGCUGUUUGCGUGGAAGCUGGUAUGAUCGCCAUGAGAAGGGAGGCAACAGAAUUGACUCAUGAAGAUUAUAUGGAUGCCAUCAUCGAGGUCCAGGCCAAAAAGAAGGCCAAUCUUCAGUACUAUGCUUAA